This is a messenger RNA of Parastagonospora nodorum SN15, 450 nucleotides long. RefSeq lists its product as hypothetical. The transcript is spliced from 2 exons. The record is from RefSeq and is a predicted model, not a curated record. Bases 1 to 450 code for a protein of 149 amino acids. NCBI's taxonomy places the organism in Eukaryota, Fungi, Ascomycota, Dothideomycetes, Pleosporales, Phaeosphaeriaceae.
AUGCAUUCUCACGCAAUCACCCUCUUCUCCCUACUCUCUCUCGGCGCCGCCACCCCCAUCAUCGCCAAUCGCCAGGCCAACGCCUGUUUUGUCGUAGGCAACACCGCGCUCCCAGCCGAAGUCGCCGACGUCGCAACCUCUCUAGAAAAUACCGUCACCUGUUCCGCGACCGCAAAGACACUCUCCAACGUCCCCGACGUCACAUCCGGCGGCGUGACCUUUUCCUCCAUCGACUUCAGCAAAUCGCCCGACUCGCCCCUGGCCUUUGCCCUCAAGGAAUUCGCGACCGCAAACCCCCUCGCCAACACCGAUUUGCAGCAGUUCCAGGAUAGCUUGAAUGUAUAUCUUGCCACUGAGGCGGGUAUUCGCAGCACGGGCGGCAAUCUUGCGAUCAAGGUGCCCAAGUUCUUCUUGCAGAUGCAGCGGCUGGGCAGCAGGUUGAUCAUCUGA